GUUUCGGUGACCAGACGUCAUUCCGUAUGUGUAGCCUAUAAUAUGUUGCGGUAAGUCCACUGGAAGACCUUGUAGUUUACUAUCGUGUGUCCAAGGUCAACAAGUAGUCACAAGUAAAUUUAGCAGGAGCUAUCUCAGCAAAUGUUUUGUGUGUUCGUUUCACGGCAUGGGCACACAACUCUUCACGCUCGUAAUGAUGGCAAAAACAGAACCCUAAAUCCAGAAAGUCGUCACUGUUGAGGUUUCACACUUGACUCAUCACCUUGGAAAUACAGCAACGUGCGCUUUGUGAUGUAGGUGCUCAAGUAACUGAAGAUGACGGUGACUUACUCCAAUAAGGUUGCCAACGCUACCUUCUUCGGUUUCCAUAGAUUAUUGCUCCGCUGGAGAGGCAGUAUCUACAAACUUCUCUACCGAGAGUUUAUUGUUUUCGCCGUUUUAUACAGCCUGCUAAGCGUCGUAUACAGGCUCUUUCUUUCAGACACACAGAAACGAUACUUUGAAAAGUUGUCGCUAUAUUGCGAUAGAUAUGCCGAGCAAAUUCCGGUGACGUUCGUGCUGGGCUUCUACGUGACACUGGUGGUGAACCGCUGGUGGACGCAGUUCGUGAACCUGCCGUGGCCGGACCGGCUGAUGUUCCUGAUCUCCAGCUGCGUGCAGGGCGAGGACGAGCAGGGCCGCCUGCUCCGGCGCACGCUGAUGCGCUACGUCAACCUCACCUCGCUGCUCAUCCUGCGCUCCGUCAGCACCGCCGUCUGCAAGCGCUUCCCCACCAUGGAGCACGUGGUGGAGGCAGGCUUCAUGACUGCAGAGGAGAGGAAGAUCUUUGAAAACCUCCAGUCCCCUCACCUCAAGUACUGGGUGCCUGUGGUGUGGUUCACCAACCUGGCCUCCAAAGCCAGGAAGGAGGGCCGCAUCAAGGACAGCGUGGAUCUGCAGACCAUUCUCAGAGAAAUGAACCAUUUCAGGACCUGGUGCUCGACUCUGUUCGGCUACGACUGGGUGGGGAUCCCGCUGGUCUACACGCAGGUGGUGACUCUGGCGGUCUACACCUUCUUCUUCGCCUGCAUUAUCGGCAGGCAGUUCCUGGACCCGCAGCUGGGCUACCCGGGUCACGACCUGGACCUGUACGUGCCGGUCUUCACGCUGCUGCAGUUCUUCUUCUACUCCGGCUGGCUCAAGGUGGCGGAGCAGCUGAUCAACCCCUUCGGCGAGGACGACGACGACUUCGAGGUGAACUGGUGCAUCGACAGGAACCUGCAGGUGUCCAUGAUGGCGGUGGACGAGAUGCACAUGAACAUCCCGCGCAUGACCAAAGACAUCUACUGGAACGACUCUGACCUCCGACCUCCUUACACGGUGGCUGCAGCCGACUAUUGCAUCCCCUCCUUCCUGGGCUCCACCACCGACAUGGGCCUCUCGGAGGUCCUGCAGCAUGAGGACGUGGAGUCACAUGACCUCCGGCCCCGCCGCCAGGCGUCGGUCCUGGGCCGCGUGCGGCGGCUGCUGAGCGUACAGGAAGUGCCCGAGUUCCCCACUUCCUCCCGGCCCGGCUUCAAGCGCCACAGCAGCGACGUCUCCAGCGUCUUCUACCCCUUCUGCCCCGAGGACCACGGGCACGGGCACGGGCACGGCCGCCUCCACCACGCCCCGCUCGACGCCCUGGCCCCCGUGCGGGAGGUCAGCGUGGGCCCCCCCUCCCCCGACGCCCAGCCCGACCCGCCCUCCUUCAGCCAGGAGCCCAAACCAGGCCCCAACAGUACCGCCCAGCCCGACCCGCCCUACUUCAGCCAGGAGCCCAAACCGGGCCCCAACGGUACCGCCAAGCCCGCGGCCUCCCCGGAGCCCGCCCGGGCCCCGGACACAGCCCAAACGGAAGCCCCGCAGAGCCCCGCCCUCACUGAAACGGGCCCCCGCAGGUUCCGCUGGACGGUCCCCGGGGAGCAGGGCAAGCCCCCCCGCCGCCAGUUCUCCUGGCAGCCGUCCUGCGGCUCCCUGCACGGCCUGCCCAGCCCCAAGGGCCCGGUGCGGAAGAGAGGCCUGGCCGCAGCCCCCCACUUUCCUGACACGGCGGCCCAGCCCGAGGCCCUGCAGCCGGGGGUGCCGGAGGCCGACGUCCUGGACUCGUGCGGCAACCACCAGGCCAACGAAGAGCCCUCCCUCACCCCUUAA
Conger conger (European conger) is the source of this 2172-nucleotide messenger RNA. Its product is annotated as bestrophin-3-like. The transcript is spliced from 10 exons. NCBI's taxonomy places the organism in Eukaryota, Metazoa, Chordata, Actinopteri, Anguilliformes, Congridae. Gene Ontology annotation, molecular function: chloride channel activity. Bases 316 to 2172 code for a protein of 618 amino acids. The record is from RefSeq and is a predicted model, not a curated record.